Molecule: messenger RNA, 1347 nt
Organism: Mesorhabditis spiculigera
Lineage: Eukaryota; Metazoa; Nematoda; Chromadorea; Rhabditida; Rhabditidae
Source: the annotation of a GenBank genome assembly
AUGGUGCAGUGGCUAGAUGAACUUACCGAACCUGCCGACGUAUGCAAGGGAAUUCUAAUGUGCUACAGUAUCGAUCAGCCGCUCUACCACGACUUGGUGGCAAUGGACUCUCGUGUACGCCUGUACCAAGGACUGCCUACAGACGCUGACAUUGAGACGCUCCAGACGCCACACUUUAUCGUAAUUGACGAUCAGUGCACCGAGUUGAAGCGCAACAAGACUGUAGUUGACCUCUUCACUAAAGCUGCCGAUCGCAGGCUAACUGCUAACAUUGACUUUCUCAAACGUCUUCAAAAGUCGAAAGACACGAAGCGGAUUCUGAAGAAGGCUUCUUGUAGUCAACUGGGCUGUCUCAUCGAGUCGAUGCACAACGUUAACAAUGGAAACGUACCUUUGCACAAGUAUGAAGUCCGCAAGCUGAAACGACAUCUUGGCACGAUUGACGCAUUGGCACGACAGCGUCAGGCGACGGCAUUCUGCCAUUCAUUCUACCUGCACUCAUCGAUCUGGCUGCAAGAUUCAUCUUCAAUGUUUCGUAAAAUGCGACUAGUUCCCUUUACCCCUGGGCCUACCUCAUCUACUUCUACUACUACCCCUCCAAUUAUUAAAGGCGACGGUGCUCCUUUCACUCGUUUUACUCAAGAUGAUGUCGAUAAGCAACGGCUGCAGGUGCUCGACCAGCAAAUGCAGCGUACUCUAAACGACAAACGUAUCCCCGACAACGUCAAGACACCCCUCUACAAUCAGCUCCUUGCCGUGUUCACUGACCUGCUCGCCGAGUUGCGCAAGCGUCACCCUCAAACUAAACGAGAGCCAUCUCCCGAUCGAUACCCGAUGCCCACUGAUCUGACGUAUCCAGAGCCGGAGCGGGAGCCAGAGCCCGAGCCUGAGGUGGGGCCUCCACCGAAGAAGAAGGCUAGGCUGAAGGCAAAAACCAAGCUCCCCAUCGUCACGCCUUCGCCACGUUUGCUGCGCAGUGGCAAAAACUUUGGGAAGGAAUUUAUUGCAGAGCUGAACAAGAGCUUCCCACGCGUAGAGUCAGUAAAAGGACGUCUGAUUGACGGAAAACUGGUGAUGGACGGUGAAAUUGACAGGAUCGUCACUCAUCUGAACUCUCCCGUGAAUAGACGGAGAGGCACACCUGUACAUCUCGAUCACGUGUUUGACGCACUCGAGCGCGCUAGCCCGUCUUCCCCAUUCAGCGCCUACUACCACACACCCGGCAACGACGACUUUGAAGAGGAGGUCGUGGACACUUCGCGUACGCCCCGCUAUCAGAAGACGCCUGGUAAGAAGGAGAAAAAGUCAGACAACCUAUUCACACCUCGAAACUACUCUACAAGGCAC